AAAGCCUCUCUUGAAGCUCUCUACAUACAUUCCAUGGCUAAGUCAAUUCCCAACUUAUUUGGCACUAAGACAGGAAGCGUUCUAUGCCUCAAAGUCCCCUCUCGUAUGACAAUAUGGUUCUCAAAUGUAGUUGGACCCCAAGAAGAAAUUGCCUUCUUUGGCCAUCCAAUAGCCUACAUUGCUCCAAGUUGUUUUGGUCAACCCAACGCAUUGAUGAUUCAUGUGGUGAGCUAUGUGGAUAAAAUGAAUAUCAUUCUAUCAGUUGAUGAAAGUACAGUCCCUGAUCCUCACCAGCUUUUUGAUGACCUUGAAGAGUCUUUCAACCUCAUCAAGAAUGCCGUGAUGGCUAGAGACUAAACUCCACAGAUUGUCAUAUAGCAAGGG
Molecule: messenger RNA, 384 nt
Organism: Vitis riparia (riverbank grape)
Lineage: Eukaryota; Viridiplantae; Streptophyta; Magnoliopsida; Vitales; Vitaceae
Product: O-acyltransferase WSD1-like
Exons: 3
Coding region: 34-357 (107 amino acids)
Biological process (GO): triglyceride biosynthetic process
Cellular component (GO): plasma membrane
Molecular function (GO): long-chain-alcohol O-fatty-acyltransferase activity; diacylglycerol O-acyltransferase activity
Source: RefSeq, a predicted model, not a curated record